AUCUACUGAAAUAGUAUUAUCAUGCACCAUUAAGAAGCUGUGUUUAUUACUGUUGCCUAGUUUCGAAUCUGCGUCCAAUAAUGUCUUGAUUUAGUACAUACAAGGUGAAGGGUGUUAAAGAGUAGUCGAACGAACAACAUGCCAGUUAUUCAUUUUCUAUUCCUUUAUAAUGGAAAGGAGUAUGGAUAUAUGAAGUAGUUUAAAGCAGAAUACACAAGGAAAAAGAAAAUAAGAAUGAAGAAGAAAUAUAACGUCUCCACCUUACAGCAGUUCGCAUAAGCAGACGUCCAUGAUGGUUACAGAUAAAUCAAAAUGGAAAUUGAAUGCGUAACAUAAAGUACGAAAAUGGAGCUGGUAAAGGAAGCCGAGAUGUUUAACGAAGAUACACACGGCUGUAUAAAGGUAGUGGAUGUACUAGACCACCCUAAUGAGAAAGCUAAACUGCUUUAUCUUCACCGCUCCAUAGCCGAAAGCUACCUGAAUGUGCGAAACUUCAAAGCUGCAUUUGAAUAUGCCACGUCUUGUAUAGAAAUAGAUGCACAAUCAUCACAGGGUUAUAUCUUACUUGGCCGGACAAAUCGUUACAUGGAUAAACAUUUUGACGCGUUGGACGCAUUUGGGCAUGCAGCAUCUUUGUUAGGCGAUGGUGAGCAGAAUAAGAGGGAAGGAAUUGUCACACAUUUAUGUGAAUCCUAUGCAAAUCAUGUCAAUACAGGGAUAUGCAGAAUUCCUGUCAAAGGUGUAGCAACGUUAUCAAUCGGAGUUAAAUGUUCCAUCAUUUUUCGACUUAUCAAAGAACAGCAAUGGACAGCGGCUCUCACUUUCUUUGAGGAAUAUAUACUUGACAGUGUCUAUUCCAAUAUUACUGGCGAGAAUAUUGAUUUAAAUCCUGUAUGUGAUAUAAGCAUGCUAUCUAGCCAUGCUUGGUUGGCUGAAUUCAUUAAAAAGAUGGUGUUGAGAGAUCAUGUUGAUUUCCGUAAAAUCAAAUUGGAACCCGACGAGUCAUACCUGCAUUCAUCUGUAAGGAUAGCAUUUGCCACGGGAAAUGUAGGUCUACUGGCAUUGGUCACAGAAAAAGCCAAAUGUUGUCAGGAACAAAACCAACGUGAUCGGCAUGGAAACACGGCACUCCAUAUGGCAGCACAAUUCCCACCGGAAAAUGAAAUGUUGAUAGAAGUUUCACGAAUUCUGUUAGAAAAUGAAGUCGAUCCAUUCCUAGAGAACAAGGACGGAAAAACUGCUAAAGACCUUGCCUCCCCAAAACAUCAGAAAUUGAUAGGAUUAUUAGAACAUGACGUUUUGACAGAAAAAACGAAUAAGGGAUACCAACCACAAACGAAGAAGAAAAAUCACAGAAGGAGGAAACGCUCGCUUGGCUGCAAAAGGAAACAAAAUUCAGGAUUUAAGAGAAGUGCCCUCGCAGAUGGCAACGAACAUCCAGAGAUUGUGGUAGAAGAAAUUCCCACCGAUGAGUCUCCAGAGAAAUGUUCUUGUAGAACCAUCGUAGAGGAAAUAAGGACAGCAAAACUAAGGAAAGACUGUACGAUUGAAACCCUAGUACAUGUGCUUCAAGAAACCCAUAGGUCACAUGACCACCACAAAGUUAGAAAUGAAUGCCUCGUGCUCAUCGCAGAUAUUAUUUCACAAAGAGAUACUUCAGAUAUCCCAUGUGUUUUAACACGUGUUGCCAAAGAUGUAUAUAUUGACAUUCUACACGAGCUAAUACAAUUAAGACAAUGGGAGCUGAUGUGUAAAGCUGUAGAACUGUAUCGAGAAAAAGUGGACGGGAACGCCCUUUCUGAGUUUGUGUCUGAUAUGUCCAUCGUUAACAUGAUUCAGACAGUGCAAACAACUAACGAGGAGAAGAUUGUUGAAAUAUUGAAAUUCAUGCUAGAUGGUGGCGCAAAUCUUAAAAGAGAAGAAGAACAUUUGGUGAAUGCAGUUCUAAAACGCUCACAAUAUAAGGUUCUUGAAGCAUUAUUGCGUCAUGACAUAAAUCCAGAGCUGUUGACUGUAUACCCCGGGGACACACCCAUUCAUGCUGCUUUGUUUAUAGGACUUCAACUGGAUAAAGGAAACUUCACCAUCUUUGAACUUUUCAUAGAAAGAUAUUGGAAAAACAGCAAAAACCAAUCUUGUUUGAAUCCUUAUCAAGAGGACGAGUCAGGGAAUGGUCUUUUUCAUAUUGUCGCAAAAGGACCAGACUGUUUAUCUAAUCAUAGAGCAACCCAUAUUUUAAACAGAAUUGGAUUACCAUUAUCGCAGAGAAACAAAAAAGGGCUGCUUCCGAAAGAUUGCUUAGUAUGUAAACACAAAGACAUAGAACAGAUUUAUUCGAACUUGAAAGAAGAGGGAGAUGACCAAUUAAAAGAGAGAAUAUUUGCCAUGAUUAAUAGUUUCAGAAAGGAAACUUCCCUUCCAGCAACACCCAAUCCAAUUACUCACCGCGAUGCAUCAUCAGAGAAACCUGCCUGUGUAAAUCUGUCCCCUACCGGAAAAAGUCAUGAAAACGGAAAUCAGCAAGCAAUAAAUACGAAGAAAACAUACAGCGCAUACAAUGAGCAAAUUCAUAUUCAAAUCGAUUUUGAUCCAACACUUAUUGAAGACCUUAUAUGGGAAAUACAAUGUACAAAAGACUUUUUAAAAGCAUUAAAGAAUAGAAAGGUUCAUCCUCACCUUAGAAAGAAGGCAGUGCAAAGUAUUCUGGAACUUGGAAGAGGAUUCAGGAUGAAACACCUAAGCAAAAGACUAACGCAUAAUAAUCCCUCAGGGCCUGUUUUAUACGAGAUCAAACUUGACAAGGCAGUAAGGAUAAUAUGGGAAAAAGCAAUUGACCUCUCAUGCAGACGGCAGGAUGAGACGCGGUGCUAUAGUGAAGUAAUCAGGUUGUGGGAUUUGGUUUUGGAUCAUGACAAAAUCUAUUCAAGUGUUCAAAAUAUAAUUCGAUCAUAUGAAAGAGCAACAACUUCACCAAAUUUGACGAAGUGCAUUAAAGGUAAACCACAAAAUGAAUUGCAUUAUGAAACACCGCAAAUAUUCACGUAUGACGAUCGAAAAACACAAGAGGGCAAUGUAGAUACACAUUAUUCUCACCAUCCUGUCAAUCCGGAUCCGCACGAAUUCAACGUCAUGAAAUUUUACUUCUUUUCUUCUGAUGUUGUUUACAAUAUUUUGGAAAGCUCAGAAAUUGAAGUAGAUUUUCAGUUCAAAGUAACUGAUCAUGAGUAUUCAUUUAUCAACAUGAAAACUGAUACACCUAUUUUACUGCUUGGAAGAAGUGGAACUGGUAAAACAACUUGCUGUUUGUACAGACUGUGGAAUAAAUUUGAAAUAUAUUGGACAGAAAUCGAAAGGAUGCACUCUGCUGGAGCUUAUUCUAUGAAACCCAUUCGGAAUGGGAAAAAAGAAAGUACAAAAACGAAGUGUACAGAAGUUGAAGAAAUCGGAUCACUGGAUUUGCAAAUACACAUUGAUGAAGAACGGAUCGCAGAUACAAACAAACAAAAUCACAAACCUAAAAAUCAGGAUAAUAUGUCGGGAGAGACAGAGGAUUAUCUUGAUAGACAUCUUCGACAAAUAUUUGUCACGAAAAAUCCUAUGUUAUGUAUGGAGGUGGAACGAAAUUUUCAUGAAUUGAGACAUGCUAGUAGGGUGGGAAAGAAACACUCAUUUUUUGAGAACAAACCAUGUCCAUUGAAGUUGCAAGAUGUUGAUGACUUACUAUAUCCACUGUUUAUCACAUUCAGAAAGCUAUUACAAAUUCUGGACAAUUCCAUUGUGGAUGCAAACCUAUCUAUGCGAUUUGACAAAGCAAUUCUCAUGAACGAUAUUGAAGGUUGGUCGGACUUCGACAAUGUUGACGAUAUGUCAAAAUUGAGAGAUGGUAGCCCGGGUCCCAUAGAAUUGUCAGAUGAUGAAGUAUCAGACGAUAGUAGUGACGACGAUUCAACAGUUAUGGUGCACCGCGAACCAAAAACUGAAAGAAAACAGGACAAAUCGACAUCGCAGAAGAUAAUGACCUACGGGAGUUUUGUGAACGAAGCAUGGAAGAAAAUAAGGAAAGAGGACUCACUGUACCAUCCAUCCCUUGUCUGGACAGAAAUAGUAUCAUUCAUCAAAGGUUCAUAUGAGGCACUAAAUUCACCUAAUGGAUAUCUAAAUUUAGAAGAGUACGAACGACUAGGAAGGAAAAUGGCACCGAUGUUCACUGGGGACAGGAAAAAGAUAUAUGAGAUCUUCCUUAAAUAUGAACAUUUCAAGAAACAAAAUUGUUUCAUUGAUGAGGCUGAUGUUACGAGAGCGAUAUAUGAUAAAUUAACCAAACAACGAGAUCCAAAUCUUCUUGUUCAUGAGGUGUACGUGGACGAGACACAAGAUUUCACACAGGCAGAACUAUGUAUUCUGAUACAGUUAUGUCGGAAUCCCAAUGGAAUAUUCAUGACGGGUGAUACUGCGCAAUGCAUCAUGCACGGCAUUUCGUUCAGAUUCGAAGAUCUACGAACCAUGUUUUAUUCAAUGUUCAGAAAACAAAGCAUUGGAAAAAGCUAUAUCCCACCUAAGAUCUACCAUCUGCCACACAAUUAUAGAUCCCAUGCAGGAAUAUUGAAUUUGGCUUCGAGUGUUCUUGAAUUGGUUAAAGAAUUUUUCCCAGAGUCAUAUGAUCAUCUUGAGAAAGACAGCGGAAUGUUAGAUGGUCCAAAGCCAGUACUUUUACUUGAGAAACAUUUGAGGGAUCUCCGAAUAUUAUUGAACACAAACCAGAGAAAUACAUCACACAUAGAGCUUGGGGCACAUCAAGCUAUUCUGGUUAUGAAUGAGAUGACAAAACAAAGAGCGGAAACCGUGUUUAGUAAAUGUCUCGUUAUAACAAUAGAUCGAGCUAAGGGACUAGAAUUUGACGAUGUUUUGCUCUUCAACUUCUUUAAAGAAUCUCAUGCAAAGAAGGAGUGGAGAACCGUACUUGGUUAUCAACAGAAAGUAGCCGUUACAGACACUAGUGUAGACACCGGACGGACAGACAGAAACACGAACGAUGCCCGGGCGCUUGAAUUUGACCAGAGAAAACACAAAGUUUUGAAUACAGAGCUGAAGCUGUUGUAUACUGCUAUAACCAGAGCUAGGACAAAUGUUUGGAUUUUUGAUGAAGAUGACGAGAGUAGAGCACCAAUGUUUGAAUAUUUCCAGAAAAGGGGACUUGUGGAAACGACUGUAAAUGAUUUUACUCGAAGGUCAUUUACAAAGUCGUCAAGUCCUGCGGAAUGGAUGGCAGAAGGGCAUUAUCUAUACAUUCAUCAUCGAUUUCAUGAAGCAGCCGUUUGUUAUGAAAAUGGAAGGAAUCCAAAAAUGGCGGAAUACUGUCGUGCUCGUCACAGCGAACAACAAGCUGACCAUGUAGACGAGUCAAAGAUCCGACACCACCUGUUAUCUGCAAUUCUUGGUUACCUGAAAUGUAACAGAAUCAGAAGGACCCUAUCAUGUCUGAAAAAACUUGGUGACUAUGAAAUCUUGGCAAAGUUGUAUGAACGUAUCAACAAGAUGGAAAAAGCAACUACUAUCUAUAAAGACUUGAAAAGGCCAAUUGAUCAAAGCAGAUGCUUGGAACAGCUGGGAUAUUACGGAAAAGCAAUGCAGGUGUUAGCAGAAAGUACACACUUUGAGGAGUGUCUCGGUUGUCUAAAACGUUAUUGGUCUCACAAAAACAGCAAGGAUGCAAUACCAAAGAGUUUGAAUUCAGACUUCAAUAUCAACUACACGGCUGCGAAAUACUAUGGAUCGAUUAGAAAUAAAGACUGCAUGAUGAAAUAUUGCAAGAAAAUAACAGACGAAAAGAAAAUGGAUAUUUUCAUGUCUUGUGAUUUUAUUGAAGAAGCAGCAAAUUUACUUCAUGAAAAAGGUAGACACAAUGAAGCCAUGGAACUUUACAUUAAAAAUGGAAAUGUGCAAAAGGCAUUGCAACAUUUGAAGCAAAAGACGAUCAAAAACAGGGAAUUAUGGCAUGCAUGUACAAUUAUAAGGGCGCAGCUUGCAGUUGUUAUCUCGGGAAAAGAAGGUAUAGAUGAGUCUGUCCAAGACUUGGACGAAAUUAUAAAUGACAAAAGUGCUAAUACUCUUUUAGCUGCAAAGGCACAAUUCAUCCGGGGACAAUUGCAAGAAGACCGAGAUGAUAUAAAGAAAGCCUAUGGAAUGUUUGCAACUGGUAAUGCAAGUUAUUUCGGGAAAUUAGAAUGUAUUAAUUGGCUGGUGGAAAACAUGAGAUUGACUGAUUAUUUUGAAGAUGCGUGUACAAUAUUAACCUAUCUUGGAGAAUUACACCCUCCAUUUCAUCAUCUUGUGUUCGGAAAGUGUAGUCGCGAUUACUUUCAGGAUUCAGAUUACAUGUUCUAUGGAAUAAAAUACGAGGAGGUCUCUAAAAACUACAAAAUAUAUCCAAGACAGGCACCGUUGGCGAGGAAGAUUUGCACUUCAAAAAAUAACCUCGAAAUAUGUCUUGGCAAGGAAGAGAUGACAGAGUCUGUUUUACAUUUCAUAACCCAGAGAGCAAAUCAAUGGUUACAAAAACUGCAAUCCUCCAUUGAAUUACAGAAGAAUUCAAUGGAACAAUUUCUGCAGAAUCCAAAAAGAGUAAAUAAGCCAGAAUCAUUAGAACAUUUAACCAAAGUUAAGGAAUUGAAAAAGGAAUCUUUGUUCUGCCUCAUUCAAUCCCACAUUUUAUCUGUCGGAAUAUCCUUCCUUUCAAAGUGGACGACUGACCCUACAUUUGAUGAAUGCGAGGCGUUUUCAAGUACUUUAUUUUCAUUCAAUUGUAUUCAAGCAAUACCUGUGGACAGCAUGGAUCUCAAAAGUAAAGUAUCCAAUUUAUUAAGAAAAUCGCCUCUUGAAGUAUUUCGAAAAGCAAUGGUAAAAUAUUUGAAGGCAAAUUUCAAUCAAUUACUUAAAGCGUCAGAAAAAAGUACGAUGAGAAAUUUCAUUGAAAUCAUUCUUCUUCAAAAUGGAUUGGCUUUAACAGACGUAAAUGUCUUGGAAAUGAUGGGAAAUUAUGAACACCAAAGAUUGACUGCCAACGAAAGACCAAAGACGUUUUCAACAAAUAAAGAUCGGGGAAACGCAUUUCAAAAGAUCACAGAAGACGAGAAAUCCCAUGGAUGUAUCAGGCUUGGCAAUUCUACCUUUAUCUCGAUUGCAAAACAGUUUUCUGAAACCAUUAAAUACCUUAACAUCAACGAUGCUAAUUCAGCAGCCUACUUUUUCAAUGCGUUCUGCAAAAUUUUGGGAGAGCAAAAUCAGGAAGGAUUUGAAAUUUCUUUUGAUGUAUUUUUACUGUGCGCUGAAAGUAUUUUAUCCAUCACUUUACUAAAUGCAGUUCAAGUGGAUAAUGAUAUAAAGGUGAUAAUACCCAAUUCUUUUCGUCGGAGACUGUAUUAUGUCGAAACUGUUUUUCUGAAUAAUUCAACACCUUGCGUAUCAGAUCACACUGCAGAUCAAAUAUCACAGAAGGCUACAUCUGAGUUUUGUCUGAAGCACUUUGUUCAUGUCCUUUGUGGACUUUCCUGCAAUGUAAAUCUCUUGCAACUAGCACGAAAGAAAGAUUGGCCUUCUUGCGAAAAUGCAAGUGAGAGAAUAAUUGUUUUGAGCUUACUCAUACUGUGCAAUUUAGGAGGUGCAAUCAAAUUGAAUGACACUGAGAUCAAGAAACUGGCGAGUGAAGUUGAUCACACUUUGACUAUCACAAAUAAGGAAGAUGUUUUGAAACAAAUAAAAUCGUCGGAAAGCUCAUUGGAUUUUAUCAACGCUCUUGCGUUUAUUCUAGAGAAACAGGACAUGCAUCUUCAAGUUUGUACUUGGAACGCAAAAAUGGUUUUUCGAAGAUUGAGAUAACCUUUGGAAAUUGAACAAAAUAUUUCAUACUUCAACUGCAAACUUCCACUAUAGUAUAAAACACUGCAAUUGACUUAAAAUCCAGGGAAGACCUUUAAUCUGUUAGCUGUACAACUGCGAACAAUAUCACUGCGGUUUCCAAGAUAAAGAAAUUUCUGGGCUAAAGAAAGCCUCAAAACCAACACGUCUCAAUGAAGAAUUUUGAACAGUUAUUAAACGUCACAUGGGAUAUGUUUCUGCAAAAAAGAAAGGCAAUGAUAAAGGAGCUAUGCUAUUCUAUAAGAAAAUAUUUCCGAUAUGAAUACAGAUAUCCUCGAAAUGUCAAUAAAAUGAGAUUA
This is a messenger RNA of Ostrea edulis (European flat oyster), 8213 nucleotides long. RefSeq names its product TPR and ankyrin repeat-containing protein 1-like. The transcript has 27 exons. NCBI's taxonomy places the organism in Eukaryota, Metazoa, Mollusca, Bivalvia, Ostreida, Ostreidae. Gene Ontology annotation, molecular function: ATP binding; protein binding; hydrolase activity. The coding region runs from base 346 to 7875 and encodes 2509 amino acids. The record is from RefSeq and is a predicted model, not a curated record.